AUGCAUCAGUCUGAUUCACUGCAUGCCUACGCUGUCGCACCAAGCCCAAUUGUUCGGACUUAUCGACCUGAUCCUCCCUCGAAACGCAGGCUCUCCAAUAUGACGUCCACAAAGACUGGGCCACCACCCAGGCCUCUGGUCACCCCUAGGCCUCGAGGCGCGAGUGGUCCACGACCAGAAGCCCGGUCAGCAGGUACCGCUGAAAGAGCUGGUAGAAAUGAAAGCCUAGUGGACAUGGUUCGAUUCUUCCAGACUCAAAAUAUGCCUCCUCAAACUCCGCCUCUAUCACAAUCUUCAUCUCAAUCUCCACCUAAACCUCAAUCACGCUCUCGCGCUCCCUCUCAAGCUCAACCCUCGAGUCCUUCCGAUACAACCACUGCACUCCCGGUUCCUAUUUCGCCUAAGGAACCCAAGCCUGAACCGAAACCAGAUCCAAAGCAGGACCUGAAACCAUUUCGUCGUCGCCUCUUGCAGUUUACCCAACGUCAAAAGAAAGAAUCAACCCCCAGGUCAAAGGAAGAAGAACAACAGCGCCAGAUCGAAGCAUUAACGAGGGGAGGAUAUCUUAUUCCAGCGACGGCUUUACCAAAGGAGUCGAAGGGACAAAAGGAGGCGAAGCGAUCAAAAGAAAGCCUAUCACAGUCCCUCUCUAGAUCUCUUUCCAAAUCAAAGAAAGAUGUGGAAACCAUUGGACAGCCAUGGCUGCAAGCCAAAGUCGAUACCGACACACCACCAACUGAAACAAGACGUCGCUUGGGGUCUCUGAAUCUUGAUGAUUUCGGCUCAAUGGUCGAUGUCGCAGUCUCACUCACUUCCGAUUUCGACGAUUCUAUGCCACCGCCAUAUCAGCCAAACGAUCACUCCACCUCCCAAUCCCCACCAGCUAUCCCGACGUCAAGUUCUAUGGCAGACCUCAGCCCUCAAAAUAUUACGCGACCGGCUUCCUCGUUAGCUUCUACCAGUCAUUCAUAUAGGAACGAGUCAAUUGAUGAACAAAUCCAACGGCCAUCUAGCUCUGCAGAGUCGAGUAUCCGUGUCGACCCUGUCUCACGAGCCACUACCAAUACAUCCGCGGGUGUGAAUGGGAUAGAAUCACAACCCAAGCCGUCCAUUGAUAAUCGAAAGCGAACCCAACCAGAACAAUCUUCUCUUCGCAAUGUGACACCCUUGUCGCCUACCCUAAAACUUUUCCCUGAUGUUGCCCCUCCUCGCAAAUCCAGCAAGGGUGCAUGGAGAAAUUCGUCAAUUCCUCGGUAUCAAACGAUCGAAAAUACCACAGUAUCGUCCGCAUCUCCGGAAACUAGCUCACGGGCUGGACCUUCUAACAACGUACCCGAAGCUUCAGAUGAGGCAAAAAAACCAUCGGGUGGUCUUGUAGAUGCUGCAGUUAGCGAGGCAGAACCAAAAUGCUCAGGUGCGCUGGCGCCUUCUGCGAGCUCUUCUGCAGCGGCACUAUCUACAGAAAAAGCACCAGAGAAUUUGACCUCGCAAGAUGAGACCAAAAUUCAACCGCUCUCAUUGUGUCUGGGCACAUUGAAGGCAUUUCCUCUCCCAGCACCUACAAGGCCUCUGCCAUCACUGCCCAAAGCCAAACCCUCGCCGAUUACUCAGGAUAGCAACGCUCGCUCUGUUCGAGCGAUUGAUUCUGAGUCAUCGUCUUCCAGUCUGAAUUCCCCGUCGGCAACACUUGUUGAAAACCCCGAGAUUAAAUCCGCUGUGGUCUGUCCUCGUGCCCUUGACUCGCGCCCAGCAAUCGUUCUUGGUAGCGUCGAUGCUGGAGGGUCAAUAGUCGAAGACGAGGAAAGCUUGAUCACUACUUCGCUUUCGGAACACUACCAGCCAACCCCGGAGCAUUACACUCCAAGAGGGCGUGUGUCAAGCGUGCGCAUUCCUCGAAUGCAAGAGCUUCCCGAAAGCCCUUCAAGUCAAUGUGAUGAAAAGGCCUCCGAAGGGCAGCCUUUGGCCGACUCCCCUGUCCUAGGACACUCUAUCCCUACAAAAUCCAAUGGCAAACGUGCUGUUCUGAAGGAGCUUCAGAUUAAUCCCCAAAUCAGUCGAAAUAACCUUCCAUUUGGUCUGCCAUCGCCUCCACCCACUGCAUCACUUCCAUCAGUUCCACCUCAGCACCCACCUCCUCCGCUUCCUGGGCGAAAGGUUGGCCAACGCAACUACACUGCGCCUAACAUGGCUAUCCCGCCACCGAUGAGGAACAUGGAGGCGCAUCCUCUACCGGGGCCCUACCGAGGUUCGACUUUGUCCCGCAGCGACAGCUCAGGGAGCAGUCUUCGACAUGAGAGUUUCCCCGAAACAUACCAACAAAGUCGCCCUGAAUCUCGCCCAGAGUCUCCGCUUCCAUCAUCGGACGAUGAGGUCUUUGGUCCAGAGAUAGACACCAAACAUUCGCGCCGGGAGGCCGACAAAUACCACCACCUCGAACCAACACGUCGAGGAUACGAGACAAGAGAUCCACGGCAGAUGCCUUCCCGCAGUCGACUUCGUUACCCCAAUCCCGCGCGCCCUAUGACGCCUCAAAGCCGCAGCAUCCACAGUCGGGAGAAGACUUCGUCUCCUCAGUCACAAUAUUCCCAAUCAACCCACAGAUCCAGGGGGUCUCAAAGCAGUCAGCACACCCGCGCUCCUCCCCAAAUGGAUUACUACCUCGAGGACCGGGUCGCGAAUCUAGAGCGCCAGAACCAGAUUUUACAGGCUGCUCUUAUGGCGGCGCUCAACGCUGGAGUGAAGAACCCUCUCGAGGGUCUUAAUCUCGACCCAAACAUGCCAUCCGGCCCCUCACACGCUCCCUUUACGCACCAAUACUCUGGUCGCCAUACAUCACGACCUGAUAGCUGGGUCAGCUCUUCUCGCAGCAGUGAGCACAGCGGAUUUGAGACUUCUAGCUCCUACCGAGAGACGCGGCCAAAUGUCAAACAGCUGGACAACAUGAUCGAAGACAUCGAGUCUGGUUGGCUGUCGGACAAGUCUAGUUUCAGUGGAACUCGAGUUGCCCGCAAACGAUAA
This is a messenger RNA of Penicillium crustosum, 3018 nucleotides long. RefSeq lists its product as uncharacterized. The record is from RefSeq and is a predicted model, not a curated record. Bases 1 to 3018 code for a protein of 1005 amino acids. The transcript has a single exon. Lineage: Eukaryota; Fungi; Ascomycota; Eurotiomycetes; Eurotiales; Aspergillaceae.